AUGGACGACAGCGCCGCCAGGUUCAAGCGUAUCCUCGCAGACAGCCCGGAGCUGUCUGCUACACUUUCGCUCUCUGACAUCGUGCGAUUCGUGGAUAUCGUCCGUUGGAAGAAGGAUGAUAUCGCGGCCAUUCAGCCCUCCUUCAUCUCUGGCCCGCCUGAGUAUCUACCGCUUUCUUAUCACAAAUUCCUGAUGGACUGCUUUUCCCUUGAGCACGAGACGGCAAAGUCGCUUUGGGUGAAGUAUCGAACCCUUGCUUGGGAGGACCACGAAAGCAACAAUUCCAUGGAACUCGAGGCUCGUGCCAAGAGUCUCAUCCAACUUUUCCUGAAACAUGGACUACAGCACGGUAUCGGUACCCUGCCACUCAGCCGCAUCUGCAUGGACUCGGCCUGCAGUCGGGAGUUACAGUCCACGCCUGGCGUCUUCCGCUCUCGAGAGCUCGUCGAACCGCUGUCAUACAAGGCUGUUUUUCUCACCAGGGACUUGGGACCCCUGCCUGUAUAUUGUACCUCUCUGUACUGUCGCCAAUGCAACACACGAUACUAUCCGAAUUUCUACGUCCAUGACCAAGCAACAACUCGGACGUACUAUGCAGAUGUCCCCGAUAUCAUUCAAAGUGCUCAACAUGUCUUUAUCUCCAGAGAACUUUGCGAAUUGUUUAUCACACUCAAAGUGGUAUCCUGGACUUCUGCAACUAAUUGUGCGAAGCUGUAUAACUUGGCUUUAGGAAACCCGUCAAUUACUCCUUUGCUACCAUCAGAUUGGCCGAUCAAGUUCGCUCUCGAUGCUGAAAGGGUGUGGGAAGCGUUCUUCCUGUAUUCCCUUCUCCUGGACCAUCAUGAGCACGGAGAGCUCUUGAUCUUGCCGCACAACUCUUCUAGCCAGUUUGAGCGACUGCGACCGGCGAUACAGGCUCGGAAUAAGCAGAUGGCUGGUCCAGGUCAGCCGGAGUGGAAUCAUGCUUGUAAUCUCUGCUGCUGGGUUAGUCAAGAUGAAGAUGGAAAUAUGACUGCUGUUAGAUCUGUCGUUACUGAUGGUGUUGCGAUUGGCCAUCCUUGCUGCGGCGUACACGAUUGCAAAGAGCCCCUCCCGUCGACUAAGGGCGCUCGCUACUGCAAGACGCAUACGUGCAAGGAAACCGAAUGUGCUGUUGUUGCUUGCGGUCGCCCCGCACAACCAGGGUUUGAUACAUGCGAUGAAGAUGAUCAUCGGGCACUCGAGACACAUAAAUCACAGGAAGGGAAGGCAAUGUUUCAACUGAAGCGUCGUCUCGAGCGCCUCAGGACGUCGCAGGUUCAUGACUCAUUACCAACAACCGCCGAUUCUCUAGAGCAUACAAUGAUCGAGCCCAUCGAGGGCACCGGUGUUGGCGAAGACACUGAGACUGAGGUCAGCAAUACCGACAUUCUAUGCGAUGGGAAGCCAUCUACCGGAAACCGGAAGAUAGUAGCCCAGUUCGGACGCCGGCGUACCCAUAACGAGGAGCUGUGUGUCUGCUCCUGUGGUGUCGUAAUUGGCCGUGCUACGUUCUUCGGCUCAGAAGCACCUAAUGGAGUUCGGGAAUUUUUAAUGACAUUGUUCCCGACAAAGCGAUCCUUGCCAGAGGUUCUAUGGCACGAUAACAACUGCCGGAUUCGUGCUAUGCUUGAAGGUGAUCCCCCUGAUUUACAGAGUUAUUUUGAAGAAUGUGCUAUGCCCGUUGAUGUCUUCCACUUCAAAUCGAAGCACAAAGAGACUGACAUCAUCUGCAACACAUACUGUAACCCCGCCAGCUGGCCCGAGCUCCACACCGAGGACGGGAAGUGGCGUUUCAAUUCAUCAGCCGCGGAGCAGACAAAUGCAUGGUUUGGAGGAUAUCAGGCAAUUGUACGGGAGAUGGACGUUGAUAGGUAUAAACUCUUCUUGGAUGAGACUAACCGGCGCUGCACCUGCGAGACUGCUGUACGGAUUUAUGCAUGA
Molecule: messenger RNA, 1962 nt
Organism: Gloeophyllum trabeum ATCC 11539
Lineage: Eukaryota; Fungi; Basidiomycota; Agaricomycetes; Gloeophyllales; Gloeophyllaceae
Exons: 9
Coding region: 1-1962 (653 amino acids)
Source: RefSeq, a predicted model, not a curated record